This is a messenger RNA of Arachis duranensis, 1130 nucleotides long. RefSeq names its product DNA repair protein XRCC3 homolog. Lineage: Eukaryota; Viridiplantae; Streptophyta; Magnoliopsida; Fabales; Fabaceae. The record is from RefSeq and is a predicted model, not a curated record. Gene Ontology annotation, cellular component: Rad51C-XRCC3 complex; replication fork. Gene Ontology annotation, molecular function: four-way junction DNA binding; ATP-dependent DNA damage sensor activity; ATP binding. Gene Ontology annotation, biological process: t-circle formation; telomere maintenance via recombination; resolution of mitotic recombination intermediates.
AUAAAACUAUACAUAUAACAACUAAUUUGAUAAGUGAUUUGUUGUGUGUAUAGAAAUUUAUGCUGAAUAUUCUUUUUUUCAUGUAUAAAUAAUUAAUAAGGCCAAAAAAGUGAAGAGACUAUUUUAACCCCGCAGUAUAUGAAAGCAAAAUGCACGAAACCUCAAACCCUAGUGUCUUUUCCUACCCUAAUUUCAAAAUUUGAAGAAGAGAGGGAGAGGAGUGACUAGUGAGAGAUGCAGCCAGAGAAUCUAUUGCAUCAGAUUCAUCUCCCAACACAGAAGUGCACCGUGGGAUGUCCCUUACUCGAUCGAUGCCUCGGAGGAGGGAUCCCUUGCAACUCCAUCACCGAGCUCGUCGCCGAAAACGGCACCGGCAAGACCCAAUUUUGUCUCCAACUCGUUCUCUAUGCUCAGUUGCCGCCUUCCCGCGGCGGCCUCUCAGCCUCCUCCCUAUACACGACCCCUGCGACCGUGUAUUCGUCCAAGGAGUCUAUACCGCCGACGAGUUGGUCGACGCGCUGCCAAAGAUUGAGCUGUUCUUAAUCCAUUCGAAGUCGCGGUUUCCAUUGAGAGUCAUUGUGAUCGAUUCUAUCGCUGCUCUGUUCCGUUCCGAUUUCGACAACACCGGGUUGGACCUCCGGCGAAGAUCGUCUCUGUUCUUCAAGAUUGCCGGCGGGUUGAAGUCGCUAGCGAAGAGGUUCGGGUUGGCGGUGGUGGUGACGAACCAGGUGGUUGAUUUGAUCGAGGGCGGGAAUGGGAAUGGUGUUAGGGUUGGGAAUUUGGGUGUGCUGUACUCGUCGGGUAGGCGCGUGGCCCCCGCGCUGGGUCUGGCGUGGGCGAACUGCGUGAACUCAAGGCUGUUCUUGUCGCGGCACGAUGACGGUGCUGACGUGGAUGGAAGUUGCAGCAAGAGUCGGAGGAGGAUUAGUGUUGUGUUUGCUCCUCAUUUGCCUCAUUCCUCUUCUGAGUUUGUUAUAACAACGGAAGGUGUUUUCGGCCGCUAAACCAUGGCGGACGGCACGGACAACUUUUAAAGUAGCAGCAGCUUUGUAUAGUGUUUUAGUUGCUGUAAUCUCAAUCCAAAUGGGUAAUGAUUAGAAUUUAGAAAUACUAAUUUAUCUGUUUCAUUA